CCCUUAAACAACUCAUGGGCUUUAUUCAAUAUUUGGGAUUUGUAUAUAUAAAUAUAUGACAUGAUGAGAAAGGCAUUGCUUGGCCUUCUCCUCCAUUGAAGAUUUCACUUCUCCUCUAGCUCUAGCUGAGCCAAUCUUGUUUCUGAAAUGGCCAGAAUUGCCUUCGGUCGCUUUGAUGAUUCUUUUAGCUUAGGCUCUUUUAAAGCCUACAUUGCUGAGUUUAUCUCAACUUUGCUCUUUGUUUUUGCUGGUGUUGGCUCAGCCAUUGCUUACAAUAAGUUGACAGGCAAUGCAGCUCUUGAUCCUGCUGGUCUAGUAGCCAUUGCUGUUUGCCAUGGAUUUGCUCUCUUUGUUGCAGUUGCCGUAGGAGCUAACAUCUCCGGUGGCCAUGUCAACCCUGCUGUUACCUUUGGCUUGGCUCUUGGUGGCCAAAUCACUAUCCUCACUGGCAUCUUCUACUGGAUUGCUCAGCUUCUUGGCUCCAUUGUUGCUUGCUUCCUUCUCAAGGCUGUCACAGGAGGUUUGGCAGUCCCCACACACGGCGUUGCCGCUGGAGUUGGAGCCGUUGAAGGAGUGGUGAUGGAGAUAGUCAUCACAUUUGCUUUGGUAUACACAGUGUAUGCAACCGCAGCUGACCCCAAGAAAGGAUCUUUGGGCAUCAUUGCUCCAAUUGCCAUUGGCUUCAUAGUCGGUGCCAAUAUCCUGGCUGCUGGGCCAUUCUCCGGUGGAUCAAUGAACCCAGCAAGGUCAUUUGGGCCGGCCGUCGCCAGCGGUAACUUCCAUGACAAUUGGAUCUACUGGGUUGGUCCUCUUAUUGGAGGUGGGCUUGCUGGUCUCAUCUAUGGAAACUUGUACAUCCCCAGUGAUCAUGCACCCUUGUCCAAUGAGUUCUAAGUUUGUGCUUCAAAUCAAUUUGUUUCUGUAAUAAAAGAAAAAUGGGAGAUUAUUCUCUUAUUUCUUUUCUUUGCUGGUUUUUUUUUUUUUGAAUAUUUAUUUAUGGGGUCCUUCUUAGUUCAUUUUGCCUUUGUUGUUGUAAAGCCUUGUUUGUGGUUAUCCUUUGAUUAUGGAGAUGUGAUUAUGUGCA
This is a messenger RNA of Manihot esculenta (cassava), 1084 nucleotides long. RefSeq names its product aquaporin TIP2-1. Gene Ontology annotation, biological process: transmembrane transport; water transport. Lineage: Eukaryota; Viridiplantae; Streptophyta; Magnoliopsida; Malpighiales; Euphorbiaceae. Gene Ontology annotation, molecular function: water channel activity. The coding region runs from base 148 to 894 and encodes 248 amino acids. The transcript has 3 exons. Gene Ontology annotation, cellular component: membrane. The record is from RefSeq and is a predicted model, not a curated record.